Knipowitschia caucasica is the source of this 237-nucleotide messenger RNA. The record is from the annotation of a GenBank genome assembly. Lineage: Eukaryota; Metazoa; Chordata; Actinopteri; Gobiiformes; Gobiidae.
AUGAUUCUGCCAGGGUACGAGGCGAACUCCUCCACGGCCUCCUCCGGACUCACUGGACUGGACCAAACAGAACCCUCUAAUCUGCGGCUCUCACCCGGUCCGGCUCCUGAGCUCGUCCUUUGUCCCGCCUCCCCGGUGUGUGCGAGCCCUGCCCCAGUGCACCCUGGGUACACAGCAUCAGCUCAUGAUGAGGAGAGCAAACAUUACAACGUGAUUGACAGGGAUCAGAACGUCUAG